This is a messenger RNA of Cynocephalus volans (Philippine flying lemur), 2310 nucleotides long. RefSeq names its product alpha-1,6-mannosylglycoprotein 6-beta-N-acetylglucosaminyltransferase (gene MGAT5). Gene Ontology annotation, molecular function: alpha-1,6-mannosylglycoprotein 6-beta-N-acetylglucosaminyltransferase activity. NCBI's taxonomy places the organism in Eukaryota, Metazoa, Chordata, Mammalia, Dermoptera, Cynocephalidae. The record is from RefSeq and is a predicted model, not a curated record. Gene Ontology annotation, cellular component: Golgi apparatus. The transcript is spliced from 16 exons. The coding region runs from base 1 to 2226 and encodes 741 amino acids. Gene Ontology annotation, biological process: protein N-linked glycosylation.
AUGGCUGUCUUCACUCCAUGGAAGUUAUCCUCUCAGAAGCUGGGCUUUUUCCUUGUGACUUUUGGCUUCAUUUGGGGUAUGAUGCUAUUGCAUUUUACCAUCCAGCAGCGAACUCAGCCUGAAAGCAGCUCCAUGCUGCGCGAGCAGAUCCUGGACCUCAGCAAAAGGUACAUCAAGGCGCUGGCAGAAGAGAACAGGAACGUGGUGGAUGGGCCAUACGCUGGAGUCAUGACGGCUUACGAUCUAAAGAAGACUCUUGCUGUGCUAUUGGAUAACAUUUUGCAGCGCAUUGGCAAGUUAGAGUCAAAGGUGGACAAUCUUGUUAUCAAUGGCACAGGAACAAACUCGACCAACUCCACCACAGCUGUUCCCAGCUUGGUAGCACUUGAGAAGAUUAAUGUGGCAGAUAUCAUUAAUGGAGCUCAAGAAAAAUGCGUAUUGCCUCCUAUGGAUGGCUACCCUCACUGCGAGGGGAAAAUCAAGUGGAUGAAAGACAUGUGGCGUUCAGAUCCCUGCUACGCAGACUACGGAGUGGAUGGGUCCACCUGCUCUUUUUUUAUUUACCUCAGUGAGGUUGAAAAUUGGUGUCCUCAUUUACCUUGGAGAGCAAAAAAUCCCUACGAAGAAGCUGAUCAUAAUUCAUUGGCAGAAAUUCGUACGGAUUUUAAUAUUCUCUACAGUAUGAUGAAAAAGCAUGAAGAGUUCCGGUGGAUGCGACUACGGAUCCGGCGAAUGGCUGAUGCAUGGAUCCAAGCAAUCAAAUCCCUGGCAGAAAAGCAGAAUCUUGAAAAGAGAAAGCGGAAGAAAGUCCUUGUCCACCUGGGACUCCUGACCAAGGAAUCUGGAUUUAAGAUUGCAGAGACAGCCUUCAGUGGUGGCCCUCUUGGUGAAUUAGUUCAGUGGAGUGAUUUAAUUACAUCUCUGUACUUACUGGGCCAUGACAUUAGGAUUUCAGCUUCACUGGCUGAGCUCAAGGAAAUAAUGAAGAAGGUUGUGGGAAACCGAUCUGGCUGCCCAACUGUAGGAGACAGAAUUGUUGAGCUCAUUUAUAUUGACAUUGUAGGACUUGCUCAAUUCAAGAAGACUCUUGGACCAUCCUGGGUUCAUUACCAGUGCAUGCUCCGAGUCCUCGAUUCAUUUGGUACCGAACCAGAAUUUAAUCAUGCUAAUUAUGCCCAGUCUAAAGGCCACAAAACCCCAUGGGGAAAAUGGAAUCUGAACCCUCAGCAGUUUUAUACCAUGUUCCCUCAUACCCCAGAUAACAGCUUUCUGGGGUUUGUGGUCGAGCAGCACCUAAACUCCAGCGACAUCCACCACAUUAACGAAAUCAAAAGGCAGAACCAGUCCCUUGUGUAUGGCAAAGUGGAUAGCUUCUGGAAGAAUAAGAAGCUCUACUUGGACAUUAUUCACACAUACAUGGAAGUUCAUGCGACUGUUUACGGCUCCAGCACGAAGAAUAUUCCCAGUUAUGUGAAAAACCAUGGUAUCCUCAGUGGACGGGACCUGCAGUUUCUUCUCCGAGAAACCAAGUUGUUUGUUGGACUUGGGUUCCCCUAUGAGGGCCCGGCUCCCUUGGAGGCUAUCGCAAAUGGAUGUGCUUUUCUGAAUCCCAAGUUCAACCCACCCAAGAGCAGCAAAAACACAGACUUUUUCAUUGGCAAGCCAACUCUGAGAGAGCUGACAUCCCAGCAUCCUUAUGCUGAAGUUUUCAUUGGUCGGCCCCACGUUUGGACUGUUGACCUCAACAAUCAGGAGGAAGUAGAGGAUGCAGUGAAAGCAAUUUUAAAUCAAAAGAUUGAGCCGUACAUGCCAUAUGAAUUCACAUGUGAAGGGAUGCUGCAGAGAAUCAACGCUUUCAUUGAAAAACAGGACUUCUGCCAUGGGCAAGUGAUGUGGCCGCCCCUCAGUGCCCUGCAGGUAAAGCUUGCAGAACCCGGCCAGUCCUGCAAGCAGGUGUGCCAGGAGAACCAGCUCAUCUGUGAGCCUUCUUUCUUCCAGCACCUCAACAAGGACAAGGACAUGCUGAAGUAUGAGGUGACCUGCCACAGCUCAGAGCUGGCCAAGGACAUCCUGGUGCCCUCCUUUGACCCUAAGAAUAAGCACUGUGUGUUCCAAGGUGACCUCCUGCUCUUCAGCUGUGCGGGCGCCCACCCCAGGCACCAGAGGAUCUGCCCCUGCCGGGACUUCAUCAAGGGCCAGGUGGCCCUCUGCAAAGACUGCCUAUAGCAGCCACCUUCCCAGCCCCACAGUCAUUGUGGUGGGGAGGUUGGCGGCUCCAGUCCCAUCGGGCAGGGCUGGGAGCAGAAGUCA